GUUUGUGGAAUUCAUAGAAUUUAUCUUUAUUAUAUGUCAUUAUCUGUGUGUGGCAGACGAUACGCGUAUUGCGUCGGAUUUUCUCGAACGGGAAUCUCCUUGUUUAUGGGAUUUUGUCGAAUGCGAAUAGGACAAUUUUUGUUGAAGCGUCUUUAAUUUCGUCGGGAUAAUGGAAAAGCAGCCGUUAAAAGCAUCCGAUAAACCGCCGCCCUACUCAGUUGCAGUAGGUUCUGUUCCUACGUCCGCAAGUGCACCCAAUGUGGAAUACACAUCGUGGCAGCCACCUCCCGGGUAUUAUCCUAAUAACGCUAACAAUGCUGGAACUCACAUCCCGUCAUAUGGUUCUACACAACAGUCUACAACUGUUAUCGUUCCGGAAAUUAUCAUAGUUGGCGCCUGUCCUGCCUGCAGAGUAGGAGUGAUGGAAGAUGAUUAUUCAUGCCUCGGCCUGCUCUGUGCGAUUCUCUUCUUUCCCGUUGGGAUUCUUUGUUGUUUGCUGAUGAAGACGAGACGUUGCUCAAAUUGUGGAGCCUACUUCGGUUGAGUUACUGGAAGAGCAAGUACUGCUUUCAAAGUGCAUAUCAAGAAUUACCUCUUGAGUAAAUGACAGAAAAAGUGACAUUAAAAAAAACAAUGAAUAGAAGGCAUGAUAAGAAACGCGUUUGAAAUAAAAUUAUUUUUAUAGAACAGUUGUAAACCCCGUGAGUAUAAAAAAGCGUUUAAGAUUAGAUAGAAAAAUAGGAACCAAACUCUGAUCUUUUAUAAGAUGUAAUAGUUCGAAAUAGGAGCGUAAGUUUAUACACAAUGUUGCUUGUUUUAAAACAAAUGUUUGUUAAAUGUAGUCACUUGUAUUUUUUUUUGUUUUUUUUUUUUUUGUUUUUUUUAAGUAAUUGAGAUUCUAUUUGUUUCCGUGACAAUAUGUAACAUGCCUUGUCAGUAAUUUGUAAAAUGUUAAAUUUUAGAAUAUUACAAAUAAUAUUUUUCUAUAUCUGUAAGUAAACAGAUAUUUAUAUCCGUAGAUACCUCUACAUGUGCGUAUAUAAAAUUUCUGGUUUACUAUGUAUUCUCAGGAAUAAAAACUGUAAAUACAACGAAAUAAGAUGAGAGAAGAAAGAAUA
This is a messenger RNA of Pseudomyrmex gracilis, 1118 nucleotides long. RefSeq names its product brain protein I3. NCBI's taxonomy places the organism in Eukaryota, Metazoa, Arthropoda, Insecta, Hymenoptera, Formicidae. The transcript has 3 exons. The coding region runs from base 170 to 544 and encodes 124 amino acids. The record is from RefSeq and is a predicted model, not a curated record.